AUGACGUCAGCCCUCCUCUCCCCGCCCCUCCCCUCCCCUUGCCCUCGCCCUCGCCCCCCAGCGGCUCGCGCGGCCAGGGGCGACUGCCCGGUGGGGCGACUGCCGGGCUGCGGCGGCAGCGGGCUGGCGCCCACCCCUGGCCGGGAUUUAGUGAUUUCAUUUCAGGCUGUGGCUCCGGGAGGGGAAAGAGAAGGACGGGAGGAGAUCGACCGUGGUCUAGGGACCCACGGAGCCCAUAAGUUGCAUGAGUCGUACGCACGCCCUCCGUGUUCUCACCUUCCCGGUGCAGGCGGGAUCCCCGGGCGGGCGCCACGUGCGGAGCGAGGAGGUCUGUCAGUCCAUCCAGGCAGCCAGCGCCCCGUCCCAGCCCUAAGACGUAUGAAGCUCCAGGACUCAGCCUUUCUCGGGCUUCCCCCACCCCUCGGCUCGAUGCCCCGUAAUUCAGUGGUGCAUCUCUCUCUCCCCACCCCCACUAGUCCCCGGAAUAGCCAUGGGUCUUCGCAGCCUUCAGCAGCCUGCCGUUCCUCCAUCCUCCCAGCCCUAAUUGGAGAGAACUGCCCCGGGACUCCGCUGCCAUCGCCUGCACACUCCGCUACAUGCAUCCCGGGUCCCCUUCCUUUCCCCUUUCCUGCACUCCCUGCCCCGCCCGCAUCAUCCCCGGGCGCGACCAACCCAAUGCUUCCAGCUACACCCCGCUUCCUUAGUGCAACGUUUAGAAGCCAGUCCCGUCCGUCCCCACCCCCCUCUCGUCCCUGUGCAAAGCUACCCCCACCCCCAGCCCCGGCCAUCCCCGCCGCCCCAGGCAUUGUCCCGGUGCCUUCUCACCGGCUCCUCUGUACAACGCCCCAGCUCAUAUCCGCGAGCACAGCAGCCGGGGGUACCGGAGCAUCCUUUCAGCUCCUCACAAUGCCUGAGUGCGCCGGUGCAUCAUUCCCCGGCUCCAUCACACAAUGCCCGUGUGCAUCCCAUCCCACACUACGGCGACUCCAUUGCCCCCCCAUCCCCCGUUCCCUCCGCCAACUGCCCCCACCUCCUCGGCUGCCCCCUGCCCUCCAACCCCCCCACCCCCACCCUCAGGGCUUGGGAAGAGGCGACGGCGGCGUAGCAUUUAAUCCGUCUGGACCCGGCGCUCUCCCAGGCAAGCCAGCCCGAGCAGCAGAGCAGGCAGCGGGAGCGCGCUGGCCGGGGCUGGCAGGGAUCGCGCGGGCGGGCGGCGCGAGGACAGACACUGCGGCUCGCGCUCUCCCAGCAGCUCCAGCUCCCCACAGCCGGUGA
This is a messenger RNA of Vombatus ursinus (common wombat), 1275 nucleotides long. Its product is annotated as basic proline-rich protein-like. Bases 1 to 1275 code for a protein of 424 amino acids. NCBI's taxonomy places the organism in Eukaryota, Metazoa, Chordata, Mammalia, Diprotodontia, Vombatidae. The transcript is spliced from 4 exons. The record is from RefSeq and is a predicted model, not a curated record.